Messenger RNA from Oikopleura dioica, 1284 nucleotides. The record is from the annotation of a GenBank genome assembly. Lineage: Eukaryota; Metazoa; Chordata; Appendicularia; Copelata; Oikopleuridae.
AUGGGAAAUUAUCAAAAUUACGAAAAUCCGAAAGCGCCAGGUACUCCUGGAACUCCUGGAGCAAGAAAUGUUCAUAUCCUCAAUAUGACUGGAUCUCGCCCCCAGUCGCCAAUUCACGCCAAAAAGAUGCAAACAAUCAACAGACCUUCAAGUGCACAAAUAACCCAACCAUCAAAGCCUCCACCCCUCAAACCUUCCAUCACUCCUUCAGUCCGACCGGCCAGUGCACAUAUUCCAAAGCCAACUGCACCAAGUUCGCCCGUUACAAAGACCGUUUCUAGACCUGUUCCAAAGACGGUGACAUCUCCUCUCGUCAAAGAGGUUUCAAUGGCUCCAAAGUGGCCACAACAAACUCCAGAACGACAAUUUUCCUUCUCAGUAUCCACAAGGUCGCCCUCUGAGAGUAGUUUUGGCAAUCAACCUUUAUCACCGCCCGUUAACUCCCCGCCAAGUCAAAAGGCCGACAAUCUUAGCACGUGGCUAGGCCGUGGUAAGCAGCAAGGUGCAUCGAACGGAAAUAGCAGCCCCUCUCAGAUGGCUGGCAUGUCACAAGUUUACCACAAUCCCACCCCGGAGCCGUCUGACAGUAAAGUCGUCAUCUGCUUCCAGUGCAAACAAAUUAUUGAUGGAAAAUUUUUCACAGCGAUGGGGCAACACUGGCAUCCAGAAUGCUUCAAAUGCUCCAUCCAAGGAUGCUCUAUGCGAUUAGAUCUACACGGAUACAUAGAAGAAAAUGGCAGUCCCUACUGUCGAAAAUGCUAUGAAGACGAAAUGGCAUAUUCUUGCUCGAAAUGCGGUCUGAAAAUAAUUGGGGACAUAAUGCAUGCUCUGAAUCAGACUUGGCACCUCAAAUGUUUUUGCUGCUGCGUUUGUGGAGUGCCUUUCAACGAUGGAGUCUUUCAUUUUGUUGGAGAAAGACCUUACUGUCAAAACGACGCGCCAGGUGGGCCCUUCGUCAAAGAUGGUGCCAAUGACUCUGAUUCCUUCGAUGACAGUUGCUCACUUCUCACGUCAGACUCGUAUAACUUAGAUGGCAUUCAAUCUGUCGCUGGAGAUCGACCAGUGUCAAUGAUGUCAUAUCAAAGCUCCAUCAUGCCGAGAUAUCAAAUGGACCCUGCUCAGUUGGGAAGUUUGAACAGGCUGUAUGCGGAUCGAAGAAAACCUACCAAAGACGAAGAUCUAAGAAUGCAGACCAUCAAAAACCGCUGGGCGAAAAUUAACGCGAUAUCACGUGAUUACGAAAAGACGCCAUCUCUUUCCAAGCGCUACAUGAAUACAAAAUAG